Messenger RNA from Lymnaea stagnalis (great pond snail), 5602 nucleotides. The record is from the annotation of a GenBank genome assembly. NCBI's taxonomy places the organism in Eukaryota, Metazoa, Mollusca, Gastropoda, Lymnaeidae.
GAACUGGCAGUUUCUCGCAGGCUUGUCAAAUAUCACACACAAGCACUGUAGAGUGUGGAGCAUUACAUUCAAGUGCCGGAGAUUGUGUUAUUGCAUACCAGUGCUGGAGACUAUGAAGUAUUACACACAAGUGCUAGAGUGAUUAAAACAUUGGACGUUCCUGUAAGAGCAGGGCCAUCAGUUGACCUUUGGAAAUGAAUUAUUUCGUGCUUCCUUGGUCUAUGGUGUGGUUAGGCCUUCACUUGGUAAGCCGUUCAGUUAAUUAAGAAAUAAAGACAAAUUUAACUCGUUCAAAACCUGUCAAAAAUGUAUUAUAAAAAGUGUUGGACUGCAAUAAAGCUUUAAAAUAUAUUAAUAAGACACGAACAAAUUGUGUCAAUAGAACAAUAUGAGUUAGCUUUAAUAAUAAUUGUACAUUAUACAGAAUUAAACGUUUCGGCACAUGCCUUCAUCAGUACAAACAAACACAACACAUUUAAAUAAGUAUAAAUUAAAUUUACAUAAUGUCAAUAUAUAUAUCCUACCUAAAACAGAAAAAAUAUAGGAGAGGGCGCUUAAACCUGACAAAAACAAAGUAAAGAGAUGUAGAAAGGAAGUGAUUCAAACAUAAUUGGAAAAACCAAACAGGAAAAAGACAUGGCAGCUAAGUAAAACUAUGGAUUUGGUUCAAUCCAUAUGGAGACAACGUACCAAAUCUAGUUAUUAAUUUGUUCUCCAUAUAGAUUCUAUCUGCAGUGUUACUAGUAUCGAGUAUACCAGUAACUACAAUAUCUGAGAUACCAUUAUGGUUAGGGCUAUUGAAAUGUUUGGAGACCGGACAGAGAGCAUGUUUAUUUAUGUUAUAGAGGUAUUGGAAAAAAAUACAAAAAUGUAUUGGAAAUGAUGAUGAAGAGUUUGAGGAUAGAAUUAAACUAAAAAUACAUUUUAUAUUUUGUUUCGUUUCAAUUCACGUCUCUAUUUUUAAGUAGCCUAAUUGAUUACAAUGAUGAAUUAUUCGUUUAGCUGGCUAUUGAGUAAUGUUACGGACUUCUCUGGCCUCGACAUUCUUGAGAAGAAAGUUUGGCAUUUCUGGAACAUUUUAUUUCAAUUAUUAAUAUUAUUUAUGAGACCUAUUAUUGACGUGUUCUUAUUAUUUUGAUCGGUAGUUAUUAUCACUCUUGUUACUAUCAUUGUUAUUAUUACUGUUGUUUUUAUUAUCAUUAUUGUUAUUGUUAUCUGUUACAGAGAGCUUGUUUACAUAAUAUUUCUCGUGCGUGCCCUCUUAUUGACCCCGCAUGAGACGAUGUGUUCACAAAGGGGUGUGGCUUAGGUCUUUGAUGUAUUCUUGUUUACGCCGCCAACGAAUAGAAAUAAUUAAUCUGUUCCAAAUAGUAUUUGGUAGAAUGAUUCUACCUUUUUCUAGAACUGCCGAGUAGCUUAUCGAAGGCAGGGCUUAGGCGUCGGUAGACCCACCUAUAUAAGGGAUUGACAGGCACGGACGAGAGGACGGAGAUUUUUCACAUAGAUUUUCUUAACAUUACGAGGCGUGUUUUAUUCUUUGUGUAUUUGUGUGCUCCUACUUAUAUGUGUUUAUUUCGCAUUAUUUAUUGGCAUCAUUAUUUCUAAUUGUAUUAACUGUGUACCGGUACGAGAUCUACCAUACUGUAAGUUGAAGAUUGUAAUUAUAUUUUUCUUUUCUUUUGUAAAUUAUCUUAAAGACAUAAUAAAUCUUAAUUAAUUGUAACUAGAAACUUUUUUGGGUCGUAUAUUUAAUAUUGUUGAUUCUAUGGUAUCGUCCUUUGUUAGGCACUGUUUACAACGAGCCAAUUAAAAUUAAAAUAGGAGAUUAAUUUCUCCCAAUACAAGUCAGUGCGUAACAUUAUCAUUGCUGUUAUUAUUAUCAUUGCUGUUAUUAUUAUUGUUAGUUUUGCUGAUGUUGUUUUAUAUCUCACAUGAAAGACCUGGAACUUAAUUACUUUGACACGAUUAAAUGACCCACGGAAUGCUGUGUUGAGUCAGAUGGAACGUGGCGACUCUGCACGCUAUAGCAAUUACUAUAUCAAUAAGGAAGACUGAUCAAGUAUGCAUCAUUUGCCAUCGUUAAGCCAUUUGGGUACAGUAAGUGAGUAGGUUAAAAUCAGUUACUGGUUAAGGCAUCCAGAUGCCCCUAUAAAGUCGAAACUUUGCCACAGUGGCUUAUCCAGUGGCUAUUUGCUGUGUAUACAUAUAGGCCUUACAUUAUAUAAAUCGAUGGGUGUGUUAGGGGGUGUACUCUGAAGUUAAUCCGGAGAUGGAUUCCCGUAGGUGGUGGGACAAUGAACAUUCUGACAACUCCUUCCAUAUGGAACGCACUGAAAGCUCAGUGAGACACAAGACACACUGCUGGUCAUUUAAUGCCUCAUGGUCACACUGCUGGUCAUCUACUGCAUCAUGGUCACACUGCUGGUCAUCAACUGCAUCCUGGUCUAUUUCCCGUCGUCUUGGCUCAUGGAACAAUUAUGCAAGGUCGAGAGAGAGAGGCUGUCGAAUUGAUCAAUUCAUCUUCAACUUAAAAUACAGUAUUAAUAAUAAUACUAACUUUUAGAAAUUGGCCCUGGCAGCAUUUAGUCUAGGCACACUUCUCUCCCCCUCCCCGCGCAAAAUGUUUGUAUCAGUUACUUUGAUUUCGAGCCAAAAUUUUAUCAAAUUUAACGAAGAAGGAAUUUUUAAAAGAAAGCCAAUUAAUUUUUAAAAAAAUUAGCGACGCUUCUUCUGUGACCCAAUUAGUUUGUAUGCGGCCAGUAUGUUUGUUCAUCACUAUUGUCAUAAAUCAACACGUCAGUCUGAGGAAGUCCUCACUUUGAUGAUUACCAUCACAGGAAACAUUACGGCUUCGGAUUUUCUUAUUUUCUACUUUCGCUUUAUCCCUCAACAUUAUGAUGUGUUAGCAUCAAGAUCCCCGAUGUGCCACAUAGAACUGCAUAUCAUAUCAUUAAGAGGACGUGUAAGAUCAAAUCGAUUCCAUACCCACCCUUUCCACAAAAUUGAUCCCAUUUUAAAGAACCCCUAGAAGGUGCGAAAUUCCCGUGCAAGUGCUUCAUUAUCGAGAACACGAUAAAAUAUAUCAUUAUGAUCAAAUGUAUCAUUAUGAUGAAAUGUAUCAUUAUGAUAAAUGUAUCAUUAUGAUAAAAUGUAUCAUUAUGAUCAAAUGUAUCAUUAUGAUAAAAUGUAUCAUUUUGAUAAAAUGUAUCAUUAUGAUCAAAUGUAUCAUUAUGAUCAAAUAUAUCAUUAUGAUCAAAUGUAUCAUUAUGAUCAAAUGUAUCAUUUUGAUAAAAUGUAUCAUUAUGAUCAAAUUUAUCAUUAUGAUCAAAUAUAUCAUUAUGAUCAAAUGUAUCAUUAUGAUCAAAUGUAUCAUUAUGAUCAAAUGUAUCAUUAUGAUAAAAUGUAUCAUUAUGAUCAAAUGUAUCAUUAUGAUAAAAUGUAUCAUCGUGAUAAAAUGUAUCAUUAUGAUCAAAUGUAUCACUAUGAUCAAAUGUAUCAUUAUGAUAAAAUUUAUCAUUAUGAUAAAAUGUAUCAUUAUGAUAAAAUGUAUCAUUAUGAUCAAAUGUAUCAUUAUGAUAAAAUGUAUCAUUAUGAUCAAAUUUAUCAUUAUGAUCAAAUAUAUCAUUAUGAUCAAAUGUAUCAUUAUGAUCAAAUGUAUCAUUAUGAUCAAAUGUAUCAUUAUGAUAAAAUGUAUCAUUAUGAUCAAAUGUAUCAUUAUGAUAAAAUGUAUCAUCGUGAUAAAAUGUAUCAUUAUGAUCAAAUGUAUCACUAUGAUCAAAUGUAUCAUUAUGAUAAAAUUUAUCAUUAUGAUAAAAUGUAUCAUUAUGAUAAAAUGUAUCAUUAUGAUAAAAUAUGCUGAUAGUUAAGGUUGCUUUGUAAUCCCCGCCAUUAUAUCCAGUUUUCUUUAAAGUUGUUGAUAUCAUUUCCUUCAUCCAGGUUAUGGAUUACAGUAUUUCAUUGCCACACUUUGCCAAGGACGUAAGAAUUCUCUGCAGAGACACAGUAAGUUUCCUUUCUCUAUAGGACAAUAUUAUUUCUUAAAAUAUAGGAAUAGUUUAUUGGGUACCGUAAAGUUUGUCAUGUUCGUAAAAUACAUCAAUGUCUUAAGAUAAGACAAGAGGUAAAAUAUUCUUUUUAACGCAUGACUGAGGAACGUUCGAAGAAAAUUUAAGCUUUAUUUAUGAUUUGAUUUGUAUUUAAUCUUUGACUCGUUAUUCAUGAUAUCCCCGUGUAAAAUUGAUGACCACUGUGGAUUAUGUUCCUAAAAGAAAGAUGGUCGCGUACAAAACCUAAUCCAUUGACCUAGAUUAUGUAGCCAUCAGCCAAUUUAAUGUACUACAUCUGUCAGGUUUGUCAAGAAGGAACAGAGUGCCGUGUGGAGCUUCCAUGUUUGGAACCCGGUUGUUGGCCGAAACCUAUUUGUAUUGAAGGUAUAUCUGCAUGAAGUUGAAAUGGCUAGAAAGACUUUGACAUUGUAUGCUUGUAAUUAGUUUUUGUAGUGUUGCGUUUGUUUUAAAUGUGGUAAAUUAUAGAUUUGUUUUUUGUUGACUUUUACCGCGCUUCGAGCCUUUGGUGAUGAAGCGUGUUUUUGAAAUGAACUUUAUUAUUAUUAUUAUUAUUAUUAUUAUUAUUAUCUAUGUCUGUUGUAUUGAAUAAAAGUAUGUAUGUUUCUGUUGUAGUGAAUGAAGGUAUGUCUGCUUCUGUUGUAAUAAAUGAAGUUAUGUCUGUUUCGGUUGUAGUGAAUGAAGGUAUAUCUAUUUCUGGUGUAAUUAAGGAAGAUAUAUCUACUUCUGUUGUAUUAAAUAUAGGUAUGUCUAUUUCCGUUGUAAUGGACGAAGGUAUGUCUAUGUCUGUAAUAUUGUAGGGAUGUGUUUUUAUGUUUUAUUGUCCGUUUAAUGCACAAGUCGUCAAAAGUGUAAUAAAUACCAUAGUAGUUGCUCGUCACAGUACUAAUAAACUCUAUAGUAUUAGCUCGUCAUAGUACAAAUACGUGCAGUGGAAGUAGAACCUCAACUAAAAAAUUAAGUUCAACAACUUAACUGGUUUUUUUUUUUUUUUUUUUAAAUAAUUUUUACUUUUACUUUUAAAAAAAAAAAUAUACUAAACCUAUUUUUUGGGGGACUUUUCAGUUUUAAAAAAUUAAGUUCAACAAAUUAAUUGGUUUUUUUUUUUUUUUUUUAAAUAAUCUUUACUUUUACUUUUAAAAAAAGACAUAUACUAGACCUAUUUUUUGGGGGACUUUUCAGUUCCUGAAUUCUUGGACCUGACCUGCCCAAACACAACCCUGGCAGUGAUCGUCAGCUCCAAGCCUAUCCUAGAAAGCUCGUUGGCCAAAGCAGAAUCGCGCCUCAGUGUCAAAUAUGAAGCCUUCUCCUGCUACGACAUGAACGAGUGUCCCCAGGGGUCAGUGUGUUUACUGAACUUCUGCUGUUACGAUUAAAUUUCAAUGACAUACACACACCUCGGACUUUCAAACCUACAAAAUUGAAAUAAACUUUAUAGUAUAACUUUUCUUCAUAUGCUUUUGUAAUGUGCUGGCUGGGGAUUAGAAGAAGAAUCACUCAUGCUGAAUUUUUUAUUAUUUUUAUUCAACUUUAUUGCC